AUGUCGACGACAACAACGACAAUCACCGCCCCAGCGGUGCCAGUCACCAUCGACCGACGACCCAAAGACUCGAUGAAAUCAACAUGGCGAAAAGACGAGACCCAGUGGGGUUUCUACCACAAGUUUCUGAACCUCUUGAACGUAUUUCAUAUCGACGAUGACAAGGAGGUUCCAAUCCAUGCAAAGACCGACAAGAUGCCAUAUCUCACAGAAUGGUCAUGUAAUGUCUGGAUCCUCUACCACGCGGCAUGGCCCAUCGCUCUGCAGUAUGCAUGGAACGCCGCAACGGGCAGGGAUAUGCACAGCAUCGCUGUCUUUCUCCUCUUCACGGUCGCUAUGCAACUCAACUCUAUCCACGAAGUGCGCGUCCUGCGCCGACUAGGACACCGCUUUGGAUUCCUCGACGGCGACAAGCACGAACGAGAUGACGUACCGGACGUUGCAGUCGCAAAGGUCUUCUCAUCCCUUCAACUCACCACCACCGUUCGACCUGCUCUCGCCGUUCUCCUGGCUUACAGCGCAAGCAACUCCAUGUCCCUCUCCUGGUGGCUUCCACUAGAGCUGGGACUGUACGCCAUCGUUCUGGACGGAUUCUUUUAUGCUUAUCACCGCUCGUGCCACGAGCUCAACGGUCUAUGGCAGUACCACCGCACCCAUCAUCUCACCAAGCACCCAACACCGCUUCUGUCAAGUUACGCAGACCACGAGCAGGAAGUUCUUGAGAUUGCCUUGAUUCCACUCGCCACUUACGUGGUCCUUAGGUACGGCUUGGGGCUACCGAUGGGAUUCCACGAUUGGUGGGUAUGCCACGAGUACAUCAUCUACGCCGAAGCGUUCGGUCACUCUGGUCUCCGUGUCUGGUCCACCACACCAGGCACCGCUUCAUGGUUCCUUAAGGCGUUCAAUUGUGAGCUCAUGAUUGAGGAUCAUGAUCUGCACCACCGCAAGGGCUGGAGGAAGAGCCACAAUUAUGGAAAGCAGACGAGGCUUUGGGACCGUAUCUUUGGAACUUGCGGCAAGAGAAUUGAGUCUGUUGAGGGCAAUUGUGAUAUGGACAAUAAGUUCAAUUUUCCUUUGUGGUAG
Messenger RNA from Fulvia fulva, 1083 nucleotides. Its product is annotated as Fatty acid hydroxylase vlmA. The transcript has a single exon. Gene Ontology annotation, biological process: ergosterol biosynthetic process. Bases 1 to 1083 code for a protein of 360 amino acids. The record is from RefSeq and is a predicted model, not a curated record. Lineage: Eukaryota; Fungi; Ascomycota; Dothideomycetes; Mycosphaerellales; Mycosphaerellaceae. Gene Ontology annotation, molecular function: C-4 methylsterol oxidase activity; iron ion binding.